Molecule: messenger RNA, 639 nt
Organism: Quercus robur (English oak)
Lineage: Eukaryota; Viridiplantae; Streptophyta; Magnoliopsida; Fagales; Fagaceae
Product: protein DMP2-like
Exons: 1
Coding region: 1-639 (212 amino acids)
Biological process (GO): endomembrane system organization
Source: RefSeq, a predicted model, not a curated record
AUGGAUAGCUCAAUCAGCCAAGACUUGAUUGAAAGCCAUGAAGGUGAUGAUGGUUAUUACUACCUUAAAGAUGAUGGCACUGAUGAAUCCUAUUACAUAUAUGUUAUCAAUGCAGUCCUAAGUGGUACUGCACGUCUAAAUGUUCUAUUACCCACAGCCACCAUCCUUGCCUUCACCAUUUUGGCUCCUCUAUUGACCAAUGAUGGAAGUUGCACCACCUUCAACCGCUGGCUAAUGGGUUUCUUUUUAGCCAUUUCAGCAGCCUCUUGCAUCUUCUUUGCAUUCACAGACAGCUUUCGGACUUCCACCGGUAGGUUAUAUUACGGAGUGGCAACAUUUAGAGGGAUAUGGACUUUCAAUGGAGGCCAGAAGAAACCACUUAUACCGUCCGAUUAUAGGCUGAGAUGGGCUGAUCUCUUCCAUGCAUCACUUUCGUUGAUCGCUUUUCUUACUUUUGCAGCGUUGCACAUUGAUGUGGUACAGUGUUAUUAUCAUAAACUGCCUAGGAGGGUGACCAACACUGUACCUCUUGUGGUUGGUUUUGCGGUGAGUUUCUUGUUUGUGGUUUUCCCUUCCAAGAGAAAGGGUAUUGGGUAUCCCUUUUUGCUGCAGAAGGACACUUCGUACUCAAGACGUUGA